AGACGGCACCAGGGAAGAAACCACAGCACAUCGUCCUGAUUGUCCUCUUCCCAGUGACCAAGAGCCAGAGACCCGGCUGUGACUGCCCGCCCGCCUCUGGUGCUUCCUUGGGGUAGACAAUCUUUACUCAUCUAGACUCCCGCCACCCUGACUGCUGACUUACAGCAGCCAUGAGGUCCCGGCUUCUGCUGCCCGUGCCCCAUUUGCCAACGAUUCGGGAAACUUCAGAAGAGCUAUCACAUGGGACACCUGGGCAGGAACCCCCAGCCUCUCCCAGCCUGGAUGACUAUGUCAGGUGUAUUUGUCAGCUGGCACAGCCCACCUCAGUGCUAGACAAGGUCACAGCCCAGAGCCAUCCCGACAGACCCAGCCGGCUAGCCUGGACUAGAGAGAAGAGGCGCCAGACGGAGUCUCUGGAAGACAGCUCUCCUUGCUUCAGCGGCCUACAGCCCACACUGGCCUCUCCCAGCACUGAUGACCCUCUGGACUGGCUCUUUGGGAAGUCACAGGAACAGCAGACAGACGGGAGAGAUCGACCCAACAGGACCAGUUCUUCAGAUCCCUGGGGUGUGCCCAGACAGAUGGGCAAGGACUCAGGGAGGACCUGUGAGGCCAGGGUACCUGAGUACUCUCUGGGAAGAAAACCAGGGUACAAGCACCAGACCUCCGACCUGAAAAGCUGGACUUCUAGAAAGUCCUGCCGGGCCUUAGCAUCUGUCUCCAGCUCUCGCCCCAGCAGCAUCCUAGGCACUCUCUAUUUGCAUCUACCAGUGAUCCAUGAACUCUAACCCCUCCCCAGAAAAAACUCAUAAAGAAUAUUGUGGGUCCCUGUGGCCUUCCCAGUUUCUCUUUUCUGUGAUGGACACUUCCUGGCAUGACUUCAGGGACCGGGCAAUUCCUAGUGAGACCCAUCCUCUAAAGAAUGAGGACAGUCUAGCUUCCACAAUGCAGCUUGACUGGGACCAUCUGUUUGUGACUGGCUGGCCCAUGACCUUGAAGUGACUCAGUGUCUCUAUUCCUCGGUUUUAUCACAGUUAAAGUGAGUGUAGGUAGGAUGACCCCCUCCCAGAUGCUCUAAUGAGGAGAUACGGGCUGAACUCUGGGUGGCCACUGCAGUCUCACGAGAAACCAAGGGCCAAGGGCCAAGGGCCAAGGGAAGGGUCUAAUCUCUCUAAAGCGGUAGCUUUCAACCAUCCUAAUGCUGUGACUUCUUAAUACAGUUCCUCAUGUUGUAUGAUUCCCCAACCAUAAAAUUAUUUUUGUUUCUACUUCAUAACUGUAGUUUCGUUACUGUUACUAAUCAUAAUGUAAACCUUUGUGCUUUCCAAUGGUCUUAAGUGACUCCUGUGAAAGGGUCACUCAACCCUGAAAGAGGCCAUGACUCAGGCUGAAAAACACUGUCUUCAAGGUUUCCAAGGAAGGGCCUGGCCUCUAUGCUCUACCUUCAGAGAUCUACAUCUUGAGGCCCAACAAAAGGCAUGAGGUCUCAGCAGGUGUAUUACGGUGUUUCCCGGGGCUUGUCACCUAGCUACCCAGAGAACCUGCUGUCUUGGCUCUAGUGCCCAAAUCUCAUUGUGGUACCAGAGAAUUCCCAUGCUCAGGGCCAAAACAGAAUGCAGCAUGCAGCCUGAAGGCUGCUAUGUACUAGGUCUAGAGGCCCCAUCUCUGGUUUUCUUGCAUGUGCCCACCAGCUUCGCCUAGGUCCUUGUUACAGAAAGGGGCACAUCCGGAAGUUGUCCAACCCCCUUAUCCCGGCUAAGUCUGGAUGUCCUACGGCUUUGGAAAUCCAGACCAACACUGAGUUCCCCCAACCCAGAGAAUGUCAGCUCCUGGAGGCAUCUACCAAGUAGGAGGGUGAAGGCGGGGAGUUGGUGAUGGGAGGGUUUCCUUUCUCAGAGGGGUAGUGUGGUCUUGGAGAUCGGAAAAGAAUCAGGACUCACGGCCCAGCAUCUGCUCCUUUGUAUGGGCUGAAGCCAGCUGAUCACACACAAGAUGGAAGGGUCUAGGAAAAGAGAGACUUUAGCCACUUUGACGACCUCUUUUGCAUGUAUAUUCUCAGAAUCAGAAUGCAAACCCACACACCAAAAAGAAAAAUAUUUCA
Messenger RNA from Mastomys coucha (southern multimammate mouse), 2101 nucleotides. RefSeq names its product DEPP1 autophagy regulator (gene Depp1). The transcript has 2 exons. Lineage: Eukaryota; Metazoa; Chordata; Mammalia; Rodentia; Muridae. Gene Ontology annotation, biological process: regulation of autophagy. Gene Ontology annotation, cellular component: mitochondrion. The record is from RefSeq and is a predicted model, not a curated record. The coding region runs from base 171 to 788 and encodes 205 amino acids.